GGGUGUGGCAAAGACAGUCCUCUUAUAGGCUUGUGACUGACAUAUCCCCUUCAGAGAUUUAGCACUGACUGAGUCCCAAGGAUCUGGAGGAAGAAACGCCUGAGACACCAUUCUCAACCAUCUCCUCAUCUGUCUCCUUGACCUCUUUGGACUUAUAGCUAUGGCUACAUUUGCCUCAGCAACAAUUUUUUUGGUGAAGAACGUGGAUUCUGAUGGCAACCUGAUACCUGUGUCCUCCCUGAACAACUGUGGCAAGUUGAAACCUCUCUCACUGGUUCUCAAACAGUCACCUUUCUUUAUGAAAACCAAAUACAUGCCUACUAAGUUGACCCUCGAUGAUGUGUUUACCAAAAAUACACCCUUAAAUCCAGCUGUCAAGGAGUCUGAAUUUGUGGAGUACAGUGCGACAUCUAGUGACAGCCGAGAUGCCAGCAUAGACGUGGAGACAAAAUUGGCGGCAGAUGCAGUUAUUGUAAACUUUAGUGUGGAGGCAAAACACGCCUCCACACACAAGUCGUCCUUUGGCAAACUGAAGAAAGAAGAGGUUGACCUGAAGUGGUUACAAAACAACUCAAAACAUAAGCUUCUGGACAUGUCCCACUAUCUGAUCCAGAAGGCCCGCAAUAGUAGGUCUGUGUUUGGGGUGGUGAUGGAGAGGAUUGUGACGAGUGAGCCGUGCUCGAUAAGAGAAAAAAAGCAUCAGACUGGAAAUUGUGGUGCUGAAGGGAAGGUCACUGGAGUCCCGGUGUCUGGAAAGGGGAAAGGCAAAGUACAAGAAGUCAAAGAUGUGUUCCUGGAGAUUCCUAAAAACACUGUCAUUGCCUAUAGCAUUGAUGAGAUCAUGGUCCAACUCGAUGGACACUUUGAGGUACGCUCCUUUGGAAAGGGUGGGUUUGAAAGAGCCUGGAAACUUGUAGGUGCAUACAAUAUGCCCAAGGUCGUGUCGCUCCCAAAGGAAUGCAUCCUUCAUCAAGUCUGUUGUGUGUUGACAGAACUGGCGAAACUGAGGGGUCAUUUCCAGGUGCUGUCAUCCCUGCCAACAGCUAAACGUUCCUCUCUGCUCCAGCUCCUCAAGACAACCAUGGAGGACAGAGAGGCAUUCAGUGUACUGGAGAGUGUGCUGGAUCAGAUGUUGGUUGAUGAGACGCCUGACAUGGAUGAUCUUAUGGAGGAGACUGAGAAGCAGACAGUCCAGACCAUACUGGACCUUUUACAUGAGUCUGAUGGAACAAAUGAGGGCCAGACAUACGACGAGUCACCCUCACUGCUCUGUUCCAUCAACCUCAUUGUCAGCGCCAUGAAUGAAAUGCCAGAUGGGUGUCGCUCUGAGUUGGGAUCCUGUUGCAGUCCUCCAGUCUUACAGGCCCUGCAGAUUCUGGUGCAGCAUGUGCCGCAGCAGGGAGUGGGGAGACCCUCUCUCUGAGAGAUGCAGGUCUGGCUGUUCUGACUGAGGAGGAGCUGUAUCAGAGGACAGAGAGUCUCUUUGGUCUCUUUAAAGUUACACUGAAGAGAGAGGAGGACACACUGAGGACAGAGAUGAAGGACCAGCCUGGAUACCUUCCUCUAGUCAUGAGUAUCACUGUGAAAGGCCUGGCCUCUUUAGUGUAAGGAGAGAGAGACCAUGCAUUCAUGAUUUUACUCCUGCGCUAGGUGAGCUGAAGAACUAGUGAACAACAGUGUAUGUAUCCUUGUAAUGUUUUCAGUAAAGUUCAACAAACGAUA
Molecule: messenger RNA, 1722 nt
Organism: Oncorhynchus kisutch (coho salmon)
Lineage: Eukaryota; Metazoa; Chordata; Actinopteri; Salmoniformes; Salmonidae
Product: gasdermin-E
Exons: 10
Coding region: 161-1423 (420 amino acids)
Biological process (GO): programmed cell death
Cellular component (GO): cytoplasm
Source: RefSeq, a predicted model, not a curated record